Molecule: messenger RNA, 1880 nt
Organism: Prosopis cineraria
Lineage: Eukaryota; Viridiplantae; Streptophyta; Magnoliopsida; Fabales; Fabaceae
Product: calcium-dependent mitochondrial ATP-magnesium/phosphate carrier protein 2-like
Exons: 4
Coding region: 16-1566 (516 amino acids)
Biological process (GO): transmembrane transport
Molecular function (GO): ATP transmembrane transporter activity; calcium ion binding
Source: RefSeq, a predicted model, not a curated record
GGGGCUGGCCAGGCUAUGGACGCCGAUCGUGUGGGUUAUUCCAAUGUGGACGCGAAAGCGAAAUCCAAGGCUUUAGGGAAUUCCACCGUUGCCCAAGCUUCCGAUCAUGGCGGCGUAGGCGGUGGUCGUAGCAAUUCCGUCAGGAAAAAGGGAUCGGUUUCGAUUGAUCAUGUCCUCCUUGCUUUACGUGAAACCAAAGACGAGAGAGAUCUUCGAAUUCGUAGCCUCUUCAAUUUUUUCGAUGCUGCCAAUAAUGGGUAUCUGGAUUAUGUUCAGAUUGAGGCUGGCCUGUCUGCCCUACAGAUUCCGUCUGAGUAUAAGUAUGCUAAGGAUCUCUUUAAGGUCUGCGAUGCCAACAGAGAUGGCAGAAUUGAUUAUCAUGAGUUCCGACGAUACAUGGAUGAUAAGGAAUUAGAACUUUACCGCAUCUUUCAAGCUAUUGAUGUUGAACACAAUGGCUGCAUUCUUCCAGAAGAGCUUUGGGAUGCGCUUGUUAAGGCUGGGAUCCAGAUUGAUGAUGAGGAACUUGCCCGCUUUGUGGAGCAUGUUGAUAAAGAUAAUAACGGAAUUAUCACUUUUGAAGAAUGGAGAGAUUUUCUUCUACUCUAUCCUCAUGAAGCAACUAUUGAAAAUAUAUAUCACCACUGGGAGAGGGUAUACCUUGUAGACAUUGGAGAACAGGCUGUCAUUCCAGAAGGUAUCAGCAAGCAUGUGAACCAAAGCAAAUACUUCAUUGCAGGGGGAAUAGCUGGAGCUGCUUCUCGUACUGCAACCGCUCCUCUCGAUCGCCUAAAGGUCGCACUACAAGUACAGACAUCAAAUGCUUCGAUUAUGCCAGCAAUAAAGAAGAUAUGGCAGCAGGAUGGUUUAUUAGGGUUUUUCCGAGGUAAUGGAUUAAAUGUUGUCAAGGUAGCACCAGAAAGCGCCAUCAAAUUUUAUGCAUAUGAAAAGUUGAAAAAUGUAGUGAAGGAUGCUCAAGGGCACACGGAUAUUGAUACCCCUGGGAGGUUGUUUGCUGGUGGUAUGGCUGGGGCAGUUGCACAGGCUGCUAUCUAUCCAAUGGAUCUUGUUAAAACUAGGUUACAGACUUUUGCUUCUGAAGGUGGAAAGGCUCCUAAUCUUGGAACACUGACAAAAGAUAUAUGGGUUCAAGAGGGGCCUCGGGCUUUCUACAGAGGACUCCUUCCGUCUCUUCUUGGUAUAAUUCCUUAUGCUGGCAUUGAUCUCACUGCAUAUGAGACCUUGAAAGACAUAUCUAAGAGAUAUAUUCUUCAAGAUAGUGAACCUGGUCCUUUGAUACAACUGGGAUGUGGAACAAUUUCUGGAGCUCUUGGAGCUACUUGUGUAUAUCCUCUACAGGUUAUCCGUACCAGAUUGCAGGCACAGCGGGCUAACACGUCAGCUGCUUACAAGGGAAUGUCUGAUGCGUUUUGGAGAACUUUUCAGAAUGAAGGUUUUAAAGGCUUCUAUAAGGGUCUCCUUCCUAAUCUUCUCAAAGUUGUUCCUGCCGCAAGCAUUACUUACUUGGUCUAUGAAAGUAUGAACAAGAGACUAGAUUUGAAUUAGAACUGUUAUGGUUAUUUAUGGCCUGAGGCCACUGAGCUAAUCUCAAUAUUAGGAAGAGUUGCAAUCGUUACAGUAAAUUUCCCCAUAGAUAUCUUAAAUCACAAUUUUGUAGCCGGAAAAUUUUGGCCCAUAUUUACCUGAGCUAGAAGUUGAGUGCGAAAUCAGGGUCAUAUCAUGCCCUUUGAUGUUUGAUACAUGAUUUUUUUUCCUUUCUCUGGUUAUGCCAUUAAAAAAAAAAAAGGUCAGAUUGUGCUUCAUCUCUCCUUACCUCUAGUUAUCGUCAUGAAUAUUUAUGAGUGAAUGAGAUUGAUAGA